CUUAAUUUGCAGUUGUCAUCAUAAUACCCGAAGUCAGAAGAGGUUUCCGUGAGGAAGUGUCUUGUCGUCUGGUAAUAACGUCUCUGGUUGGCUCUGAGGAGGGUCUCACUGCCUCGGGGAUGGGAUCGGAGAGCAGCGCGCUGAAGAGCUCUACUCUCCAAGAGCCGCCCUACACGCUGCCCUCUGGACUGGCCGUGUACCCCGCGGUGCUGCAGGAUGGCAGAGUCGCUUCGGUCUUUGUGUACAAGAGAGAGAAUGAAGACAAGGUCAACAAAGCUGCCAAGCACUUAAAGACACUUCGUCACCCUUGCUUGCUACGAUUUUUGUCUUGCACCGUGGAAGCAGAUGGGAUUCAUCUUGUCACCGAGCGAGUGCAGCCUCUGGAAGCAGCCUUGGGAACGUUGUCUUCUGCAGAGGUCUGUGCUGGCGUCUAUGACAUACUGCUGGCGCUCACCUUCCUUCACGACAGGGGGCACCUGACACACAACAAUGUCUGCUUAUCAUCCGUGUUCGUGAGUGAGGACGGCCACUGGAAACUGGGCGGAAUGGAGACGGUUUGUCAAGUUUCUCAGGCCACGCCCGAGUUUCUGAGGAGCAUUCAUUCAGUAAGAGACGCAGCCUCUAUCCCUCCUGAAGAGCUGUCUCCAGAAUUCACAACUCUUCCGGAGCCCUAUGGACAUGCUCGGGAUGCGUAUGCAUUCGGAACACUGGUGGAGAGCUUGCUCGCCAUCUUAAAGGAGCAGGUUUCAGCGGAUGCUCUCUCCAGCUUCCAGCAGACCUUGCACUCAGCUCUGCUGAACCCUGACCCCCAGUGCCGGCCAGCGCUCAGGGCCUUCCUGUCCCACGACUUCUUCAGAAAUGAUUUUCUAGAAAUUGUGAAUUUCUUGAAAAGCCUAACAUUGAAGAAUGAAGAGGAAAAAACUGAAUUUUUCAAAUUUUUGCUGGACAGAGUCAGCUGCCUGUCAGAGGAAUUAAUAGCUUCACGAUUGGUGCCUCUUCUGCUUAAUCAGUUGGUGUUUGCAGAGCCCGUAGCUGUUAAGAGUUUUCUUCCUCAUCUGCUUGGCCCCAAAAAAGCUAACGCACGGGGAGAGAUGCCCGGCUUGCUCCCGCCGGCGCUGUUCCAGGCCCGCGUGGUCCCCGUGCUGCUGCGGCUGUUCCAGGUGCACGAGGAGCACGUGCGGCUGGUGCUGCUGUCCCACAUCGAGGCCUACGUGGAGCACUUCACGCAGGAGCAGCUGAAAAAGGUCAUCUUGCCACAGGUACUACUGGGCCUGCGAGAUACCAGUGAUUCCAUUGUGGCGAUCACUCUUCACAGCUUAGCAGUGCUGGUCUCUCUACUUGGACCGGAAGUGGUUGUGGGAGGAGAAAGAACCAAAAUCUUCAAGCGCACUGCCCCAAGUUUUACUAAAACUAUGGAUGUUUCCCCAGAAGAUUCUCCCACGCAUGCAGUUGCCUGCAGCCAGCAAAGUGAGAUCUCACCAGUGUUGGAGAAGCCUUCUCCUGGCAUAUUCCCUAACUGCUUCUUUUCUGGCAACAUUCCCAUCAACAGCAAGAAGCACAUAAAGCAAGAUUACUACAGUACUCUCUUACGGACAGGUGAUCAGCUUCCCCAGUCCAUUGAAUUGCCCAUGAAUGGAAUCUCAGACAUGAAAAAUGCUUCUGGGGAUCAUGAGGACUUCGCCUCAGGCUCCAAAAAGUGUGACGAAUGGCCUGACUGGAGUGAGCCGGAGGAGCCGGAAAACCAAACUGUCAGCAUUCAGGUCUGGCCUACAGAAGCCUGUGAUGCUGCUAGGUCCCAGUGUACUAACUUGAAUGUGGAGAAAGAAUCUUGGGGUGACUGCGAGCUCAACUUAGGAGGCGAAAUCUCCGCGGCGGUGCCCGUUACUUCUUGGGAGCAGAAGCCAGUUCCUGUUUUGCUUCCACUCACUAAAGAGUCUAAGCCUUUGAAAUCAAGCCCUCCUCACAAGACUAAUUUUGCAGAAAGCAGAGAAGACUCAGACCAGAUCAAGCCACCAAAAGCACUGUCACAAGAAAGACCCCUUAAGGCUCGAUCAGAACUUGGUUUAGGUGAAGAAUUUACCAUCCACGUAAAAAAGAAACCAGUACAAGAUCCCGAGUUAGACUGGUUUGCUGAUAUGAUCCCUGAAAUUAAGCCUUCAGCUACUUUUCUUAUUUUACCUGAACUGAGGACAGAAAUGACGGUUCCCAACAAGGAUGCUGUCUUACCAGUCAUGCAGUUUUCCUCAAAAUUUGCUGCAGCAGAAAUGAGUGAGGGAGACACUGAAGGCUGGGGAGAAGGAGAGCUGAACUGGGAAGAUAAUAACUGGGAAGAUAAUAAUUGGUGACAACAGGUGUGAGUUAAAUGUAGGAAUGACUCCUUUAAAAGAAAUUAAUACCUCAAAAGCAGACUGUGUGGAUGAGAAAGGCACAAAGCAGCCUGUUUUCCCCAUACCAGGAGCUCUUUGUGAAGUCUGUGCCAACUCAAUUGUGAGGCCAACCCUGAGAGCUGGCUAGACGCCAGGGCAGCCCAGGCCUACAGGACAGGCUGCCAGGAGGGGCACUGUGCGUGAGGCCAGUUUCCAUGAAGAACAAGUAGCGGAGGAAAGGUUCAACUUAAUGCUUUUUUUCCAGGAUAAUUCUGGAAGUAAAGAAAAUAUAAACAUGCAAGCUGGUUAGCUUAAUUUUGUGCCAUUUCUUUACAAAUGAGAAGAGUAAGUCUAUUACAAAAUUUAACUUGCUGGAAAAAAAAUAGCUCUAAAUUAUAAGUAACUUCAAAUCACUCUGGUUUCCUUAGGCAGCUUAUUUAUUUGUUCACAGUUGUACGCUGAGCGAGGGUCCUCGGUGGACCUAGCAGUUACUGACUGUUCCACAUGUAUUUCACUGUACCAAAGUUCUUAAUGAGCAAUCUCCCCCCCCAUCCUGUAAAUGUCAAAUAAAGACUAUUUUCACUAGA
This is a messenger RNA of Dipodomys ordii (Ord's kangaroo rat), 2953 nucleotides long. RefSeq names its product SCY1-like 3 (S. cerevisiae) (gene Scyl3). The transcript is spliced from 14 exons. Bases 120 to 2345 code for a protein of 741 amino acids. The record is from RefSeq and is a predicted model, not a curated record. Lineage: Eukaryota; Metazoa; Chordata; Mammalia; Rodentia; Heteromyidae. Gene Ontology annotation, molecular function: protein kinase activity; ATP binding. Gene Ontology annotation, biological process: protein phosphorylation.